Molecule: messenger RNA, 467 nt
Organism: Xylaria bambusicola
Lineage: Eukaryota; Fungi; Ascomycota; Sordariomycetes; Xylariales; Xylariaceae
Exons: 1
Coding region: 15-254 (79 amino acids)
Biological process (GO): protein phosphorylation
Molecular function (GO): ATP binding; protein kinase activity
Source: RefSeq, a predicted model, not a curated record
GUUCCUCUGGCCACAUGUGUUUACAGUCAGCGAAAAUGUGGUUUUCAAGUGCUCCGCCGCCUAGUCUGCCAAUCACCCAGGAGCAAUGGAUAAGACAGAUUAUGAGCGCAGAAUCCUGGCUCGAAAAACUUGGCUUUGUGCACGGUCAUCUACGGCCAGCAAACCUCCUCCUCGAUGUACGAGAAAAUAUUCAACCAUGUGACUUCGAUACCACGGUGAUGAUUGGCGAACAGCUGAAUACGAAAACUUCUUAGCAAAAGAGGAGCUGCUCGAAGAAGCAGGAAAUCGGCCAUGCACCUUCAACUGCAACAUAGUCCGUCACCUAAGUUGACUGGAGCGGGAUAAGUGUUUGUUACAUGUGUACAAGCUUUACAAGCUGAAUAUGCAGUUCGCCUUGCACUUCGGCCGUACGAAAGGCCAUUGCAGGCUGUUAAUGAUCAUUCAAAGACAUGCAGGCAAUGUUGGGC